AUGCUUGUCAAACUCAUCUCCUUUCUCUCAGCUGCUACCAGCGUAGCUGCUCAUGGUCAUGUGUCAAACAUUGUGAUCAACGGGGUGUCUUACCGUGGAUGGGACAUCAAUUCGGACCCUUACAACUCCAACCCUCCGGUGGUGGUUGCAUGGCAAACACCCAACACAGCCAACGGCUUCAUCACCCCCGACGCAUACGACACGGAUGAUGUGAUUUGUCAUCUGAGCGCUACGAAUGCCCGAGGCCACGCAGUCGUCGCUGCUGGUGACAAGAUCAGCCUCCAAUGGACGCCCUGGCCUGACAGCCACCAUGGCCCUGUCAUCAGCUAUCUAGCCAACUGCGGUUCCAGUUGCGAGACAGUUGAUAAGACUACCCUCGAGUUCUUCAAGAUCGAUGGUGUUGGGUUGGUGGAUGAGAGCAAUCCGCCUGGUAUCUGGGGAGACGAUGAGCUCAUCGCCAACAACAACUCCUGGCUGGUGGAGAUUCCAGCAAGUAUCGCUCCAGGAUACUAUGUGCUGCGUCACGAGUUGAUCGCUCUGCAUGGAGCAGGAAGUGAGAAUGGAGCCCAGAAUUAUAUGCAAUGUUUCAACCUUCAAAUUACUGGAACCGGCACGGUCCAGCCUUCCGGAGUUUUGGGCACGGAGCUGUACAAACCCACGGACGCUGGGAUUCUUGUCAAUAUCUACCAGUCGCUCUCGACCUAUGUUGUUCCUGGUCCGACCCUGAUCCCCCAGGCAGUCUCCCUCGUUCAAUCGAGCUCCACCAUUACCGCCUCGGGCACGGCAGUGACAACCACGGCUUGAGCGGCGACUGGGAGCGUUUGACAGCCGUCGUGUCUAGCAAAGUUACAGUUGACGAGA
This is a messenger RNA of Aspergillus uvarum CBS 121591, 861 nucleotides long. Its product is annotated as putative endo-1,4-beta-glucanase. The coding region runs from base 1 to 804 and encodes 267 amino acids. NCBI's taxonomy places the organism in Eukaryota, Fungi, Ascomycota, Eurotiomycetes, Eurotiales, Aspergillaceae. The transcript has a single exon. The record is from RefSeq and is a predicted model, not a curated record.